AUGGCAGGCAGGCCUCCUGGAGGUCCGGCCAACGCCCCCCAUGGUGAAGAGAACCUUCUCCUCGACCUGAACGAUGGCGCGCCCACCUACUCCUCCGGCCAGCGCCCGCCGACCACCGACGACCACCUGCUGCAUAGGUACGACAUCAACGACUCCGAUCAGCCACAGUCGCGCCCCUCCGUGUCCUACGAUGACUUCGUCGGCGGCGCCGGCGACGGCGGCAACCGCCCACCCCACAUAGCCACCAGCCAGCCCGGCAUGCGCGAAUCGCUGCAGUCGCCCUACAUGUCGACAGGCUCCAAGCGCAUUUACUCCCAGUCCUCCGACCUGCAGAACUACCAACGCUAUACCGACAUCGACGACGAGGGCAGUUCCAUGCAAGGCUCCUACGCAGCCGGAGGCCUGUACGACGAUCGUGUCGAUGAGCCGCCGGGCGCCACACGCGAACAUGCGCGCAACCGCAAUAGCAUAAUGAGUCUGGGCGGCGGGCUGGUGGGUCGCGCGAAGAACAUGCUGGGAAUGGAGCCGGAGUACUCUGAAAUGGACGUCCCGCUCACUGAGGCUGGCGCACGCAAUGCUCAGGCCAGCGCCGCUAGCAAGUCGCAACCGGCCGCUCACAAGAGGAAGCAAUCCGGUUUCAAGUUCGGCUUCGGGAGCUCAAAACCGGACCCCUCAACUCUGGGCCCGCGUAUCAUCCACCUCAACAACCCCCCUGCCAAUGCCGCAAACAAAUACGUCGACAAUCACGUGUCGACCGCCAAGUACAACGUAGCCACCUUCCUCCCGAAGUUCCUUUACGAACAAUUCUCGAAAUACGCCAACCUUUUCUUCUUGUUCACCGCUGUCCUGCAGCAAAUCCCCAAUAUCUCGCCUACGAAUCGAUGGACCACCAUUGUUCCGCUCGUCAUUGUCUUGCUUGUCUCUGCGGUCAAGGAACAGAUCGAAGACUUCCGCCGUAAAACCCAGGAUAGCUCGUUGAAUAACUCCAAGACGCGGAUUCUGAAAGGAUCGAGUUUCCAGGAGACAAAAUGGAUCAAUGUUGCCAUUGGAGACAUCGUGCGUGUGGAAUCAGAGGAACCUUUCCCCGCAGAUUUGGUACUUCUGGCCAGUUCUGAACCCGAAGGUCUAUGCUACAUUGAGACCGCCAACCUUGACGGAGAGACAAACUUGAAGAUCAAGCAGGCCAUUCCAGAGACCGCUGAUCUUGUCAGCCCAAGCGAAUUGGGCAAAUUAGGCGGCAGAGUGCGAUCCGAACAGCCGAACAGCAGUUUGUAUACCUACGAGGCCACCCUGACUAUGCAGGCAGGCGGAGGCGAAAAGGAACUUCCUCUUGGUCCAGACCAGCUUCUCCUUCGUGGCGCCACCCUCCGGAACACCCCUUGGAUUCAUGGCAUCGUCGUAUUCACCGGUCACGAGACUAAGCUUAUGCGGAACGCCACUGCCACGCCUAUCAAGAAGACGAACGUCGAACGACUGGUCAACUACCAAAUUCUGAUGCUUGGCGCCAUCCUCAUCACACUCAGCAUUGUCAGCUCCAUCGGAGAUGUCAUCAUUCGGGCAAAGGACAAGGAACAUCUUGCUUACCUAGGUCUUGAGGAGACUGCGCUUGUUGGACAAUUCUUCCUGGAUCUGCUGACGUACUGGGUUCUGUACUCCAACUUGGUCCCUAUCUCGCUUUUCGUUACGAUUGAAAUCGUCAAGUACUACCAAGCGUUCCUCAUCGAUUCAGAUCUGGACAUCUACCACGACAUCACCGGGACUCCAGCGAACUGCAGAACAUCGUCGCUUGUUGAAGAAUUGGGACAGAUCGAGUACAUUUUCUCGGACAAGACGGGAACGCUCACUUGCAACAUGAUGGAGUUCCGUCAGUGCUCUAUUGCAGGCAUCCAAUAUGCAGAUGAAGUCCCAGAAGACAGGAGAGCAACGACUCAGGAUGGCGUAGAGGUUGGCAUUCAUGACUUCAAGAGGUUGAAGGAGAAUCGGGCACACCACCAAUCGCGCGAGAUCAUCGACAAUUUCCUUACACUACUCUCCACGUGUCAUACUGUCAUCCCUGAGGUGAACGAGACGACGGGAAAGAUCAAAUAUCAGGCUGCUUCGCCUGACGAGGGUGCUCUCGUUGAGGGCGCUGUUAUGCUGGAUUACAGAUUCGUUGCCAGAAAGCCCAGAUCCGUCAUCAUCACAGUUGACGGCGUGGAGAAGGAAUAUGAGCUUCUGUGUGUCUGCGAGUUCAACUCGACGCGUAAGAGAAUGUCGACGCUCUUCAGGACUCCGGAGGGAAAGAUCGUUUGCUAUACCAAGGGUGCCGAUACCGUCAUUCUUGAGAGGCUUGCCAAGGAACACAACCCAAUCGUUGAACCCACUCUUCAGCAUCUUGAGGAAUAUGCUGCUGAAGGUCUCCGUACCCUUUGCCUGGCUAUGCGCGAAGUCCCCGAGCAAGAGUACCAGGAGUGGAGGGUGAUUUACGACACUGCUGCGACAACGGUUGGUGGUAACCGUGCGGAUGAGCUGGACAAAGCCGCGGAGCUCAUCGAGCACGACUUUAUCCUCCUUGGAGCGACGGCUAUCGAGGACAAGCUACAAGAUGGAGUGCCAGACACGAUCCACACUCUGCAAACCGCGGGCAUCAAGAUCUGGGUCCUUACUGGUGAUCGGCAGGAAACAGCCAUCAACAUCGGCAUGAGUUGUAAACUCAUCAGUGAGGAUAUGACACUGCUGAUCGUCAAUGAGGAGAAUGCGGAAGGCACGAGGGACAAUCUCUCGAAGAAACUCAACGCUAUCAAAGCGCAAGCAGACAGCCAAGCGGAAUUGGAGACGCUUGCUCUGGUCAUCGACGGCAAGUCUCUGACGUAUGCCCUGGAAAGAGACAUGGAGAAGCUGUUCCUGGAUUUGGCCGUCAUGUGCAAGGCCGUCAUUUGCUGCCGUGUGUCGCCUCUUCAGAAAGCGCUUGUUGUGAAGCUCGUCAAGCGCCACCUGAAGGCCAUCCUGCUGGCCAUUGGAGAUGGCGCAAACGACGUUUCUAUGAUCCAGGCUGCUCACGUCGGCGUCGGUAUCAGCGGUAUGGAAGGUCUCCAAGCCGCGCGAAGUGCCGAUGUUGCCAUUGGUCAAUUCCGUUUCCUGCGCAAACUACUACUCGUUCAUGGUGCCUGGAGCUACCAGCGAGUGAGCAAGGUUAUUCUCUACUCCUUUUACAAGAAUAUCGCCCUCUUCAUGACACAGUUCUGGUAUUCUUUUCAAAAUGCUUUCUCUGGCCAGGUCAUUUACGAAUCAUGGACGCUCUCCUUCUAUAACGUCUUCUUUACUGUAAUGCCCCCCUUCGUCCUCGGUAUCUUCGACCAGUUCGUCAGCGCACGACUGCUCGACCGCUACCCACAACUCUACCAGCUCAGCCAGAAGGGCGUCUUCUUCAAGAUGCACUCAUUCUGGGGCUGGGUCGCCAACGGUUUCUAUCAUUCUCUGAUCUUAUACUUUGUCUCACAAGCCAUCUUCCUGUGGGACCUCCCGCAGGGUGACGGCAAGAUUGCUGGUCAUUGGGUAUGGGGUCCUGCUCUGUACACGGCUGCGCUGGCGACAGUUCUUGGCAAGGCGGCGUUGAUCACGAACAUUUGGACGAAGUACACGGUAGUUGCCAUUCCGGGCUCGAUGAUCCUCUGGAUGAUCUUCCUGCCGUUGUACGCGUACGUGGCGCCAAUGACGGGUAUUUCGGAGGAGUUUGAAGGCACGAUACCCCGAUUAUUCCCCAGUCCGAUAUUCUGGCUCAUGGGCUUGGUCCUGCCGGCGCUCUGUCUGCUGAGAGACUUUGCUUGGAAAUAUGCAAAGCGCAUGUACUAUCCGCAAGCGUACCAUCACAUCCAGGAAAUUCAAAAGUACAACAUUCAGGAUUACCGACCCAGGAUGGAGCAGUUCCAAAAGGCUAUCCGCAAGGUGCGGCAAGUGCAGCGUAUGCGCAAGCAACGCGGGUACGCCUUCUCUCAAACAGACGAGUCGCAGGCCAGAGUGCUGCAGGCAUACGAUACGACGCGCGAACGUGGCCGGUACGGCGAAAUGGCAAGUUCGAGGCGUUAG
Messenger RNA from Lasiodiplodia theobromae, 4065 nucleotides. Its product is annotated as Phospholipid-transporting ATPase. The record is from RefSeq and is a predicted model, not a curated record. Gene Ontology annotation, cellular component: plasma membrane. The coding region runs from base 1 to 4065 and encodes 1354 amino acids. Gene Ontology annotation, biological process: post-Golgi vesicle-mediated transport; phospholipid translocation; endocytic recycling. The transcript is spliced from 4 exons. Lineage: Eukaryota; Fungi; Ascomycota; Dothideomycetes; Botryosphaeriales; Botryosphaeriaceae. Gene Ontology annotation, molecular function: ATP binding; ATP hydrolysis activity; magnesium ion binding.